Molecule: messenger RNA, 3099 nt
Organism: Danio rerio (zebrafish)
Lineage: Eukaryota; Metazoa; Chordata; Actinopteri; Cypriniformes; Danionidae
Source: RefSeq, a predicted model, not a curated record
UUUAGAAAGUAUUCAACUAGUUCCAUACUCCAUUCCAGUCGGUGGCGGUAAUGCACCUAUAAGUCUGGUUGCCAACCGCCAGUAAAACCCAAAGAAGAAGAAGAAGAAGAAGUGUAGCGUCACUUACAUCCGCACUCGGUAGUUUUUUUGGAGACACCAGCCCGCCAUUGCAAUAAUAAAAGAAGAAGAAGCUUCUCUGGACUUUACUGCGCUAUCAAGUCAAAUUAGAUAUCCAUUACUAAAAUUUGAUUUAGAAAAUAGCGAGGAAAUGUAGUACUUGUAGUGACGCCACUGCCCAACGCUGGCUAAAGACGUUUCUCCAGGGCGGAUUCUAAAAUCUGUGACUUCUUGAAGUUAAUUCUAUGUGAGGACAUCUUAAAUAUGGAGGAAGUGAAUAAAGGUCUGAGUUUGGUGCUGCUGGGGAAAACUGGAGUGGGAAAAAGUGCAACAGGAAACACAAUACUUGGACGACAAGCUUUCAAAUCAGAGAAGAGUGGAUCUUCUGUCACAAAAGAUGUGCUGGAGGAAUCUGGAAUAGUCUGCGGGUUUCCAGUCACUGUUUAUGAUACACCAGGAUUAUAUGACACUGAGCUGGAAGAGCAAGAGAUCCAGCAGAAAUGUCAGAGUGUUUUUCAGAAAUGCGAUUCAGAACUUUGUGCUUUUUGUCUUGUCAUCAAAGUUGACAGAUUUACAGCUGAAGAGAGAAGAACUGUGGAGAAGAUUGAGAAAAUGCUGGGACAAACCCGCUUGGAGAAAACCUGGAUUCUCUUCACCAGAGGAGACGAACUGGAAGAUGAAAACAAGACAUUAGAAAAAUUCAUCAGUGAGACUGAAGAGCUGAAGACACUCGUUCAGAAAUAUGACCAACGAUACCAUCUGUUCAACAACAAGAAGAAAAGAUGUACUGGACAAGUUAAAGACCUGCUUAUUAAAAUUCUCAAGACAUGUCUAAAGAAAGUCGCUAAUGGAGCAUUGCAAAUGAAGAGUGUUGUGAAAAGACCAAAGCCAAGACUAACUCCAGUCUCCAGUCCUGCAUCCAGACGGAUUGUUCUUGUGGGUAAAACUAGUGUUGGUAAAAGUGCAUCUGGAAACACAAUCCUGGGACAGAGAGAGUUUAGAUCUAGGAGGAGUAUGAGUUCAGUAACUCAUGAAUCUACAGAAGCUCAGGCCACAGUUUCAGGCAGAUCUGUGUCUGUAGUCGACACUCCUGGAUUAUUCGACACUCAGAUGAAGCAGGAAGAGUUAAUGAAGGAGAUCAGCAGAAGUGUGUAUAUCUCCAGUCCUGGACCUCACGCUUUCCUCAUUGUGUUUCCUGUGAACAUGAGAUUCACUGAAUAUGAACAGCAGAUUCCUCAGAUGACUGAACUGCUGUUUGGUGAAGAAGUGUUGAAAUACUCCAUCAUUCUCUUCACUCAUGGAGAUCAGCUGGAUGGAGAGUCUGUAGAGAAGCUGAUAGAGGAGAACUGUAGAUUAAGAUCUGUAGUCCAGCAGUGUGGAGGCAGAUAUCAUGUGUUCAACAACAGAGAUGUGAAUAACAGAGAGCAGGUGGAGGAUCUACUGCAGAAGAUUGACUCAAUGAUACAGCAGAAUGGAGGAGGACACUACAGCAAUCAGAUGUAUGAAGAUGCUCAGAGAGCCAGACAAGAGGAAGAAGUGGAGAGACAGAGAGAAGAAGAGGAGAGACAGAGAGAAGAAGAGAGACAGAGAGAAGAAGAGGAGAGAAAACAACAAAAGGAGAAACAAAGACGGGAGGAGAUUGAGAGAGUGAAGAAGGAAGCAGAGGAGAGAGUCAGAGCAGAGUAUGAAAAGAGUAAGAAACAAGAGGAGAAACAAAGACGAGAGGAGAUUGAGAGAGUGAAGAAGGAAGCAGAGGAGAGAGUCAGAGCAGAGUAUGAAAAGAGUAAGAAACAAGAGGAGAAACAAAGACGAGAGGAGAUUGAGAGAGUGAAGAAGGAAGCAGAGGAGAGAGUCAGAGCAGAGUAUGAAAAGAGUAAGAAACAAGAGGAGAAACAAAGACGAGAGGAGAUUGAGAGAGUGAAGAAGGAAGCAGAGGAGAGAGUCAGAGCAGAGUAUGAAUCACUGGAAAAUAAGGAUGGAGUCAGGCAAGACAUGAAAACCUUCAGUGGAUCUAUGUGGAAUUUUUACAAGCAACAUGGUGUUUUGUCUGUCGUUGGAGCUGCUGUUGGAGCUGUUAUUGCUGCACCUGUUGCUGCUGCUGCAGCUGUUGUUGCUGCACCUGCUGUUGGUGUUGCUGCUACUGUUGGUGUUGCUGCUACUGUUGGAGGUGCUGCUACUGUUGGAGGUGCUGCUGUUGGUGCUGCUGCUGCAAAAAGAAUUGAUGACAUUCAAAAGCAACUAGAUAAGAGGAAAAAAUAGAAAAAGAUGAAUUUGAGAGUAUGAAAAAAAAGGAUGAGUAAGGUCAAUUUAACUUCGGAAAUAAGGAUUCAGAGACGCAAGAAAGAGGUAGCAAACAGCUGCUACAUACUUCAGCAUUAGAAAUUCAUACACCGGGUUGAGAUGGAAAUGCAGCUCCAGCUGAAAAGUGCAGUAAGACAGUGUCACACAGCAGAAGAUGACAUGCUGAAGAGAUGGCACUAACGGAGACCAUAAGCAGGACCAAAAAAGGUACAAUAUUAUUUUAAACUGUUUAUUUUACACUGUGAGAUUGUGUGGGUACUUCACGGUACAUGUCUCCUACUCAGGCAGCAUUAUUCAGCACAUAAGUAGAUCUAAGUGUGGUGCUUCUCUAUUUCAUGGUACAUGAUGAUCAGGUGAGCUUCUUGUACUUUUUACACAUUCAGUAAUGUUCUUAUUUUGGACUGUUUCCUUUAUAAUCAUAAGCAAACUGUUUUGCUUACAGAAUCUCUGAACAUCUGAAAACCACAGACUUGCCUACUAUAUAUUAUGAGAAGAAAAGAUGUGAGAUGAAUAGUGCGUUUAAGUACACAGUACAAGAAUAACAGUAGGUGAGACGUUCCCAGAUGACCUACUGAUUCUGAAGCUACAUGGAAUAGAAGCCAUGCUAUGCCAUAAUGCAGGGGUGGGCAAGCUCUGUCCUGGAGUACUGGCGUUCUGCAGAGUUUAGCUUCAACGCUAAUC